Messenger RNA from Monodelphis domestica (gray short-tailed opossum), 5347 nucleotides. It is a transcript of the gene APEX2, whose product is annotated as apurinic/apyrimidinic endodeoxyribonuclease 2. Lineage: Eukaryota; Metazoa; Chordata; Mammalia; Didelphimorphia; Didelphidae. Gene Ontology annotation, molecular function: zinc ion binding; double-stranded DNA 3'-5' DNA exonuclease activity; DNA-(apurinic or apyrimidinic site) endonuclease activity. Gene Ontology annotation, biological process: base-excision repair. The record is from RefSeq and is a predicted model, not a curated record. Gene Ontology annotation, cellular component: nucleus.
CGCUGUCUUCCCCAACGGCCGACUGAGCGCCGCCCCUCCCCUCUCCGUAUCCUGCUUGUGGCGGGCGGAGAAAGCGCGCUGGCGACAUGCGGCUGGUGAGCUGGAACAUCAACGGGAUCCGGCGCUCGCCUGAGGCCCUGAGGCACCUGCUCGAUUCCCUGGGGGCCGAUGUGACCUGCCUGCAGGAGACCCGAGUCACGCGGGACCUGCUGGAAGAGCCCCUUGCCAUCGUGGAGGGCUACAGUUCCUACUUUAGCUUCAGUCGCUGUCGCAGCGGCUACUCAGGUGUGGCUACCUUCUGUAAAAAUAAUGCCACUCCAGGGGCAGCUGAAGAAGGCCUGACUAGCCUGCUGACCACUCACCAGGGUGCUGUAGGCUCCUACGGGAACACAGAGGAGUUCACUGAAGAUGAGUUGAGGUCUCUGGACAGUGAAGGCCGAGCAGUUCUCACACAGCACCAGAUACGCACUUCAGAUGGGCAAGAAAAGACCUUGACGAUCAUGAAUGUCUACUGCCCCCACGCAGACCCUGAGAAGCCAGAAAGGUUGACCUACAAGCUGCGAUUCUACCGACUCCUGCAACUUCGAGCUGAAGCCCUCCUGCAGGCAGGCAGCCAUGUGAUUAUUCUGGGUGAUGUGAACACAUCUCACCGGCCUCUGGACCACUGCGACCCUGCUGAUCUGGAGUGCUUUGAAGAGAACCCUGGGCGUCAGUGGCUCACAGAGUUCCUGUGGCAGCCUGACAGGGACAGUGGGCUGUUCGUUGACAGUUUCCGUCACUUCCACCCAACCACAGUUGGUGCCUUCACCUGCUGGUCAACUGCUACAGGGGCCCGCCUCACCAACUAUGGCACUCGGCUCGACUAUAUCCUUGGUGACAGAGCCCUAGUGCUGGAGGAGUUUGAGGACUCUUUCCUCAUGCCUGAAGUGGAGGGUUCAGACCACUGCCCCAUUGGGGCCACCCUGAGGACUGAGCUCAUCCCUGCCCCUCGAUGUCCCCCACUCUGUACCCGGUACCUGCCAGAAUUUGCUGGGAGGCAGCAGAAACUCUCCCGGUUCCUGAUCAAACUAGACCCGAACUCUGCAGAGCCCACCUCAGCCCAGUUCCAAGAAAAGAAUGAUGGUGUACCACUCAAGACCCGGGCCAAGAAAACCUGUGGGGACCCAGGCCAAGGUCAGCUGAGCCUUCUGAGGUUCUUCCAGGCAGGCCGUCCUCCAGAAAAACCCCUCAUCACUGGAGCCCAGGAGCCCAAGACUGACCCAGCCAGCCAGGACCCCAGGGCAGUGGUACCUCCACUCCCUGAACCAAGCAGAGGCCAGGCAGCAUUUUGGAAGGCAGUUCUGAAAGGUCCCCCUCGUCCUCCCCUAUGCAAGGGCCAUGGGGAGCCCUGUGUGCUGAGGACAGUGAGGAAAGCCGGGCCCAACUUUGGUCGACAGUUCUAUGUCUGUUCACGGCCUGUGGGCCACAUCAGCAACCCUGCUGCUCGUUGUGACUUCUUCCUCUGGGUCUCUGGGAAAACCCCAGUCACUCAUUGAGGGCCAUGAGAAAGAGCCUGCCUGCUGCUGGCCUGUUCCUCUUUCCCCACUCCCUUGUGCAAAGGCCACAGGUGGGUGCCCUGGAGCAGGGUUUGUGGGACUAAGAGAGUCUCAGGGCAAAGAAUGAAGCUGCUGCUAACCCAGACUGUUUAGCUUUCCCACGAAUAAAGUUUGGAUCUUGGAGCAACUGAAGCACAUUUUUUUGUAUUUUCCCAACCCCCCUCAGUUGUGUUCCCUGUGGGGGGGACUCACUGAGGGCUCUCAUCAUGUAAUAGUAUUGCCCCAGACUUAGCCAGGGAAGGAAGUCUUUUGGGCUCUAGGAAGCUGAGCUCUCCUCUGCCCUGUGCUGUUCAGCCCCUCUGUCCUAGUUAGUGAGAGGGCCUUUACUAUCAUCUCAGUCACCUUUGAUUUCUCCAGGAAAGGGAUGGCCUAAGGUGUACAGCAGGUACCAAGGAACAGAGCUAGAACUCGAACCAAAUCUCCUCUUUGUUUUUCAAGUCCAGAAUCCACGGAUAUUUUAUUGAUGGAUUGGCUGAAGUUAGGAGCUGAGAGCCCUUACAAUGGUACAGGUGGGCCAGCAUGCAGGGAGGUUCAGGUUUCCAGGGGCCUUGGAAGGUUCUUGCAGGGAAAGAUUUAAUUUAAUUAAAGCUUUGUAGUUUUAAUUUGGGGUCAGAGGAUAGAGUUAGGAGCUGGGCUAAGGCUGUCAACUUCUGGUGGGGAGUCCCGUUGCCAGAGGCCAGAAUGCCAUCUCAGAGAUUGCCCCAAGGCCAUAAUGCCAACCAGUGGCUGCCCGAAAGGAAUUCUUCCCAGUAGGGGAUAAGUAUGAUGGUCAGGCUGGUCCACAGAGUAGGAAAUUACCAGCCAGGUUUUCAUCUGACCCUAAAAGGGCACAGCAAGGUGAAGUGGAACUGGACAUGCCUGCUCAGUUCUGCCCUCUUGAGCUAGCAAGCCUUCCUCAUGGUUUCUUUCUUCAUCCUCUGUGUUGGUUAAGUCAGAAGCUACUUUGACUAAGACUGGCUGAGGCCAAGCCCAAUGGCAGUGAGUGAUACCAUGAGGUGAUUACAGAGGGGGCAAGGCAAUAUGUUAAGUUUGAGAUGCUUGUUAGACCAUUUGAGUGGAAGUAUCCCUCAUCCCCUGAGAAAUGAGACUGGCAGCCUGGAUGGACUUUUAAGGUACCUCAGAUGCCCUUCAACUCCAGAGUUCUUUAAAUGUGUGCUUUAUGCAGGACUGUGGUGGGUGCUGGGGAAUCUAAAGACAAAACCAGAACAGUCUCUUCUCAAAGAGCUUGUGGUUUGUUGGAGGGCGCAGAGUGUACCAAAAAAAAGCAAAUAGCAGCUCAUCUAAGGAAGAAGGUUCAAGGGAGACUUCAGGAGGUGGCAUCUGAGCUGAACCUUGAAGGAAAUGCAAGAGGCUUAGAGGAGGAGUAAGGUGGAUGGUGCAUCUUGUGCCUGGAGAAUGAAUGCCUUAUGAAAGGCAUGGAAAUGGGAGAAAACAGGUAAUGUGUCAGAGAUCUCAUGAAGGGAAGCAAUAGGAAAUAAGGUGGAAAAAGUAGGUGGGGACUGAUUUGCAAGUGGCUUUAAAUACUGAGUCAGUGUGAGUUCCACCGAGAGUUUUUGGUAGGAGAAUGAUGCAUUUCAACAAUUUGAAUUUGACAGCGGCGUGGAAAGAUGGAUUGGAGAGGAGAGAGAGACUAAAGACCAGAAAAUCAACGGGCUGUUGCACUAGAACCCCCAAGGAAGUCUGAAGUCAUAUAUAUACAAAGAUAUUUAUAGUAGUACUUCUGUCAUAACAAAGAACCAGAAGGAAAUACUUUUGUUCAGUAGUAUCAGUUGUGUCUGGCUCUUUGUGAUCCCAUUUGUGGGUUCUCAGCAGAGAUCCUGGAGCGAUUUGCCAUUUCCUUUUCCAGCUGAGGAAACUGAGGCAAAAAAGGAUUAAGGGAUUUGCCCAGGGUCACACAGCUAGGAAGUAUCCAAGGCCAAAUUUUAAUUCAGGUCUUCCUGACAUACCCAGCAUUCCAUACACUGUACCACUUAGCUGCCCGGGAGGAAUUUGGGUGCCCUGAAUUAGAGAAUGGCCAAACAUGUGAUAUGUGAGUAUGAUGAACACAUUUCUCUAGGAGAUUUAGAGAAACUUGGGAAGUCUUCUAUGAACUGAACCAGGAAAGCGAUUUCCAUGACAACUCCAGGAAUGUAAAGGACAGGUGUUUUGAUAGGCUAUAAAUACUGAUAAAUUCAUUGAGCAUCUGUGAUUUCCAAUGGCCAUCCUCUGCUGGGAGAUCAUGUGACAGGCAGCAGGCAUGGAGGGAGGAAUGCAUUUUUCACACCCAGUGGAGGGUGAGGGAGAAGAGAAGAAAAACUUCCAGGUUGGGAACUUGGCUGAGUAAAAAGACAGUAAAGGACCUUAACAGAAAGAGGGAAGUUGUGUUGGUGGGAAGUGCAGGGAUGGGCAGGGAGAUCUGGUUCUGUUUCAGACCUAUUGAGUUUGAAACGGCCAGGGAGCACCCAGAUGAAGAAGGCAAGCAGGUAUGUUAGCUAUAGGAAUUUAGGGAUCACCUGCAUAGAAGUGAUAGUUGAACCCAAAGCAUCUGAUGAGAUCACCAAGACAGUGUGGAAGGAGAAGAGGCCCCAACUCGGAGUUGUAGAGGACACCUGCACUUAGUGGGUGGAGGAGGUUGUCAAACCAGCAAAGGAGACUGGGAUGGUGCAGGCAGAUAGGUGGGAGGAGAGUGGUCAUUAGGUUUAGAAUAAGGUCAGUUAGAAUGAGGACUGAGUAAAAGGCUGAUCCAUUUAGCAUUAUUGGUCCCCUUUGAGAGGUUAGCAACAAUAUCUUCCCACCUUCCCACUUGCUUUCAUGACCACGUGGAAUCCCUUCAGGGCUCCACAGUCUAAUCCUUGUGUCUUCUGACCCUCUCUAAAUCUUGUUCAACUCUUAUUUUAUUCCAAAGAUCUCCAAUGUAUUGGGGCCCUUUCUCUAGGUCUUUGACCAUCCUCUGGCUCACUGCAGUACCUGGGCUGGUGAUCCCCUGCUCUGCCCAUCUGGACAGUCUGUUUCACUUGUUAAUUAGGCGUUCUCUGUGUUUCUUGACCCUCAUUUCUUGAGUUUCUGAGAUAGCUCUUCAUUGUUGCAUGCCGACUUAAGCCUGUCUUGGGUCAUUCUCACUUUGGGGUAUGGUCCUGGUUUCCAGGAAGCUUAAUUCUAGAAUCCCCCUGUUUGGGCCUCAGUUUUUUCCUGUGUAAAAUGAGUUGUGCAGACUUGUGUGCAUACUAAGUUUCCUUUCCUCUCUGACCUUCUGUCUCUCUUGGGCAUGAGAAAGCCAGGGAUAGGCUUAGGAAUCCAUCCAUGUUUGAAUGUCCACUUGGCCCCACCUGGACCACUUGGUGCUGUCUUCCAGAUCCUGUAUGGCUGUCUCCCUGUCCUCACCCCCUGCUGAGUAAACAGACAUCUGGCUAUGGGAUGCACUUUAUUAUCUUUGAACUAUUGAACACAUACAUGAAUUCUUACAUGAUUUCCCUCUACAAGUGGCUGUCAGGGAAGCCCACUGCAAAUCUUAAAGCACUAGAAAAAGGAAAGUGAGGAUGAUGAGACAGACUGAGGCGGGACCAGGAAUGGAAGCACUUAUCUUUCCCCUCCUCCCCCUCCCCAGGUCAUCAGGAGAACACAGUGACAUACUGAGGGCCCAUGUUUCCAAAGUAGGAGCGUUCCCACUCACUCAUGAGGUCAAAGUGCACAGGGCGACGGCAGAAGUUGCAGGCGGCAGAGGAGACAUCCUGGAGGGGCAGGCCCACUUCAGUCCAGGCUUCAAGCAGUUUUUC